Messenger RNA from Schistosoma guineensis, 972 nucleotides. The record is from the annotation of a GenBank genome assembly. NCBI's taxonomy places the organism in Eukaryota, Metazoa, Platyhelminthes, Trematoda, Strigeidida, Schistosomatidae.
AUGGGAGAAUUCGAGACAAAUGUAUCUAAUCCGGAUAAAUUUGAAACCCUCUCCUUAAAUGAUCCACCUGAUUCAAAUGAAAUCCGUAAAACCUCUGUUCGCAUAAAAGAAGGAUUUUGCGAUGAUCAAGGAGAUUUAGGUCAGAAAGAGAUUGAAAUUAAAUCGGCUCUAGUGCAGCAAACUAAAGAUCUAUAUGAACAAUAUGCUCGGGAACAGUUUCCUAAAGAUUUAGAAAAACAAAAGGCAUUGGUAACCGAAAUGCAGGACCAAUAUUUUGAACACUACCUCUCCGAAGUGUAUAGGUUCCAACUUGUUCAUCAACAGCAGCAACUUGAACAAUUACGAGCGGUAAGAUCGGCCGUGAAAGAUUCUAACGAUGGGAAUUCUGAAUCUGAGAGAGAUUUUCUAGAACCAUUACCUCUCAUUCCUGCAACAAUAUGGACUCGUAAAGAUAUUGCAGAGUUCAAACGAGAAAUUCUCGAUGUACAGAAGGAAUGUUGUAUAAAGAUAAAUUCUUUAGCAACUGCAACAGUACGUGUUCCAACUCAUCCUAAUGGGAAAGCAAUAUGUUGGGAAUUUGCUACAGACAAUUAUGACUUAGGUUUUGGAUUGUAUUUUGAAUGGGAUUUGGAACCGCCUGAAAAUAUUUCUGUUAAUAUUUCGGAGUCAAGUGAUGAAGAAGGCGGUGAAGAUGAGGAUGAAGAAGGACCUAGUAAUGGGAAUUCUACGGAACAAACGUCGCCUGAAAACGAAAAUAAGGAAUCUCAUGAUUUGGAAUUAGGCAAAAAGUCAUUACAACAGCGUUUACCUACUGACGAACUUAUACCAAUCUAUAGAAGGGAUUGUCAUACAGAAGUUUAUUGUGGUAGCCAUCAGUAUCCAGGUGUUGGUGUGUAUGUAUUCAAAUUCGACAAUUCAUUUUCUCUCUGGCGUUCUAAGUGGCUGUAUUACCGUAUUUUCUAUACUCACUGA